CAUAGGGAACAACUAAGGGUGUCACAUUUUUCAUUUACUAAAAUAUUGCGAGCGGGGUGGAUGUUACAAUUGAGGAUUCGUUAGGGUUGAGAAUUAGAGUAUUUGUAUCCAAAGUUAGAUGCAAACUUGCACCUUUCACUGCAUAUCAAAUGUCACAGUGCACCAAGCUGUGGGAAACAUUCUGUACUGCUUACACCCUGCGCACUGUUCUCCCAGGGACAAGCAAAACUGGUGCCUCAUCGUUGUUUACCAUCGUGGACAAGGUGCGCUUGUGCAAGAUGUGCAGCUAUGCCACCAAGAGCUCCUACAACAUGGUGGCACACCUGCGGACGCACACAGGCGAGAAACCAUACCAGUGUCCACACUGCCCACGUGCCUUUGCACACCCAAGCAACCUUCGCAGCCACGUAUUCACUCAUCGGUACCAAGAGUUGUUCAAAUGCCUCACUUGUAGCUCUAUGUUUAAAACACAGAAUGAACUGCUGCAACAUACAUUUGAGUUGUUCAUAAAGUUUGAACUGGCAGCCGGCAACAUUGCAAGAGAGUGGGCUUCACCAAGCAAACCUAGAUAUGUAGCAAUUCAGCUUGAUUGCCAGGUGCAGCAUUCUUGUUCCAUCUAUUGUGCAAUAUCUCGUUUGCAUUGCCCUUUUUGUGCUUUCCGUGACUUCGCAGGCUCCUUUCCAUCAUGGUCUCAGCAGUUGUCCCGGUCGCUUGUGUCUGUGCGUGGCCGUGUGCGAUCCUGCCGGCUGUGUGCCUAUGUGACCACUGCCAGCUCGAGUAUGACCACGCACCUGCGUACCCACACGGGCGAGCGCCCCUUUCGGUGCCACCUGUGCCCGAGCGCAUUUGCCCAGAGCGCCAACCUCAAGCGGCAUGUGCGUACCCACACAGGCGAGCGCCCCUUCCCCUGCGUGCACUGCGAUGCAUCCUUUUCGCAGAAGUCGGACCUCUUCAGUCACAUGCGCCUGCACACAGGAGAGAAGCCAUACAGGUGUAGCCGGUGCUUUCGACUGUUCCGAACCCAAUCCCAACGUGCCAGCCACUUCAAAGAGUGCAAGGGUGUGCCCACCAGGGCUCCACAACUGCAUGCACAGCUUCAGCGAAGUCGACAGCCAGGGCCACAGCCAAAGCCACAGCUGCAACAGCUAGCAGGGCAAGCCCUUCCUGAUGACCUGCUACCGCAGGCGUGCUCACCACAAUCUGCGGACCAGGACUCUCCACAGUUAGAGCCAGAGUCGCCACCACAGUCCCUCCUUUCGCUGUUGCCAACAUUGUAGCAGCUGCAUUGUCCAUUAUGGAGUGCUUAUAUCAGCAGGCCUAGGCAGGGCGCAUUACCCCUGCAUUGUUUUCGGUGAUGUAGUAUACACAGACAAUUAGCAUUUCUGUUGCUUUUUUCACUUUUUUCCUUUUUCACGCUACCAUUCCGGUGAGUUGGCCUGUGCAAAGCAUUAGCUCCGAGUGCCCAAAUGGAACAGAGCUGAGACACAGAAAGAAAGUUAUUCGAAUUGUGCUUAUAUAUUGUUUUAUGCCAAAUAGCUGACAAAUGGCAUUCUUUAACUUUACGGUGUUUAUGGUGCUGCCUUAGCAUAUGGUGCAGGCUGUCAUGUCAAGAGUGACAAGAUGCUGUUUGCAAGACGUUUCUUCUUAGGAUGUGUUAGUCUGCUUUGAGGAAAUAGGCGCGAAAGACACUGUAGGAAGAAAAUGUGGAAAGUGAACUAGUUUAAUGCUUUGUUAAGUCACUACAUAUUUGCCGUGGAAAUCGCUUGGAAUUCAGCACCCUCAUUGUACUAUUUAGAUGUUUAAGGGGAGAUGCUACUUGGAGAAGAAAAAUCUUUAUUAAAGAAUGGUCCGCCA
Messenger RNA from Dermacentor andersoni, 1854 nucleotides. RefSeq lists its product as uncharacterized. Gene Ontology annotation, molecular function: DNA-binding transcription factor activity, RNA polymerase II-specific. Lineage: Eukaryota; Metazoa; Arthropoda; Arachnida; Ixodida; Ixodidae. The record is from RefSeq and is a predicted model, not a curated record. Gene Ontology annotation, biological process: regulation of transcription by RNA polymerase II. Gene Ontology annotation, cellular component: nucleus.